Molecule: messenger RNA, 1344 nt
Organism: Protopterus annectens (West African lungfish)
Lineage: Eukaryota; Metazoa; Chordata; Ceratodontiformes; Protopteridae
Product: probable basic-leucine zipper transcription factor E
Exons: 1
Coding region: 1-1344 (447 amino acids)
Source: RefSeq, a predicted model, not a curated record
AUGGCUAAUGUCGAUGGAACUGCUGAGCAAAACUCUCUACUAUUGUUCACCCAAACUGGCGGAUGUGGUGAUUCAGGCAGCAACGGGCUUCACAGCUCACCUAGGAAGGUCGUGGAGGCGAACGCCGACGACGGCAAUUUAACUACACUAAUCCAUCUUAUCAUGGGUCGCAUCGACCGGUUAACACAACGGUUUGACCAACUAGACAAUGUAAUCGCUACAACUAAUUUAGCAACACCAAGGGAACAACGGAGAGAACAGCAAAACGUUAUACCGGACUCCUUCCUUUCCCCAGCAGAACACUUUACAGCUAGGAACAACCCGGCGACGCAUGACCGGGUAGAUAAUACCAACUCACUACUUUCAACUAUACCAGCUGGCCAACAGCGCUCGGAUUCGUUUGCGAACAGGGUUAUUCCAUUAGAAGGAACAUCACAACCAGCACGGCAGUUGACUCCUUCGAUUAACAACUUUCUGCAGAGAAAGGACUUUUUUAACAGCAACAACAACGCUGUUGAACUGCAACAGACUAGUGAAGGUAUGAAUAGUGACAUUGUAUUACUUAUUAAUGAACUUGAUUAUAAAUUGUUUAAGUGUAGGAAACUUCAAUUGGAAGUAGCCUACUUGGAAGAAUGCUUAAACAAAAAGAUAGUUCCGAAAGGACUAUGUCAGUGGAGGUUCCCAGUAGGUUUAAUUAAGGGUUCAAGCCUUCAUAGUACAUUACUUGACUUAUUUGAUAAACAAGCAUUUGAUUUUAUGCAAGUGCUUAUAAUGCAUUAUCUGGAACAAAUUCAUGAGUACCAAGUGGAUUUAGAAAAACUGGAGGUUGACAUUAAAGAAAACAGUGAUUUCCCUAGAUACAGGUAUGAAUAUACGAGAAUUUUUUCCAGUAUUGAAGCCACAAUGAACAAGUUAUCUAACAAUAAACAAAAGAAAAUCAAGAGAGAUCUAUUCCAAUACGCGAACUCAACAGCGUACCCAAACCCUCCCUUGGUUACUCAAGUAAAAUACAGUGCUAAAUUUAAUAAUAACACCACAGAAAGAAGACAUUAUCCCAGCAACGCAGAUUAUCCACCAGGGUUGGGAGCACCUGCCCAACCAUUGCAAGCUGAUUGCCAGCAAGAUGUCCUAUUGGAGGAAGUCUCCAAUAACUAUGCACAACCUAAUGACAAAAAUAAUCACCAGGAGGGUGGUAACAACAACAGACAAGUACAUAAUAACAACUCUAAUGAGGCCCAAAAUAUUCAGGGUUUUCGGCAAGGCCAGAACCCCCACCAGAGGAAUUUGAGGUCCAAUACCAAUCAGAAUGGUCCGGGCAACAAACGGAACCAGAGGCGGAGAUAG